AUGGACGAGUUGGCGAUCAAACGUUUCCAACAAUAUUUGCAAGUGAAUACAGAGCAGCCCACUCCUGAUUAUGGUAUGAUAAAGUUGUUGGAAGGUAUACUGUGUGUUUUUAGAAAAAAGUACAACGUUUUUGAUUGAAUAUGCUAACGAAUUGGGGUUUGAGACAUGGACAUAUGAGGUGAGUUAUGUAUAACAUUGAAAUUGAGUGUCAUAAUGCUAAAAUCGACCUUGAAUUGCUGAUAAAAUAGCUUUAAAAUGAUAGAAGUUUAAAAAAAUUUUUAUUAUUAAUUUAUGUUUCAGUGUGUCAAAGGAAAGCCGUUUGUGGGCAUGGUACUAAAAGGAAGUGACCCGUCUUUACCGUCUGUGAUGCUGUACUCUCAUACUGAUGUAGUGCCAACAUUUCCUGGUCAUUGGAAGUAUGACCCAUAUUCAGCGCAUCGUGAUGAAAAAGGCGACAUAUAUGCGCGAGGUGCUCAAGAUAUGAAGUGUGUCGGAGUUCAGUAUAUGGAAGCUUUGAGACGGUUGAUAAAAGAAGGCAAAACCUUUAAACGGACUAUUCAUUUGGUAUGGGGACCUGGUAUGUGAUAGCAUAGAGUUUAGUACACGUCUUUGCAUAAUGUAAAAGGGUUUUGUUAAGUUUUUCAUGAGCUAUACGUAAUAUAUUAAGUUAGGUUAACAAGUUUUUUUGGGACGUUUGACUGUUUUAUUAAAUAACGUAUUAUGUUUAGAAGAAGAAGUUGGUGGGAUUGAUGGUAUGGCAUUGUUUGCCAAGACAGAGAAGCUGAAAUCGUUGAACAUAGGCUUUAUUUUGGACGAAGGGUUGGCUACCGAAGACGAUGCUUACAAGGUGUACUACGGAGAAAGGUGUCCUUGGUGUAAGUUGUAAUUAUUUUUUUAGUUUUGUUUUAAAAAUUGAACUGUUAUUUCUUUGCAAUAAAUUAUAUCUUUUAGGUUUUUUAUUGCUGCCACUUUUUACUAUACGGUAUUGUUAUAGGGAUCAAGGUGACUUGUUCAGGCUCUCCUGGACAUGGCUCGAAAUUUAUUGAGAAUACAGCUGGUGAAAAGUUACAGUCAAUUAUCAAUUCGUUUUUGGCAUUUCGCGAGGAACAACGGCUUAAAUUGGCCAACAAUCCUGACCUUAAGUUAGGUGACGUUACUACAGUAAACUUGACCAAAAUUGAAGGCGGAGUACAACAGAACGUCCUGCCGGCCGAAUUUAUUGCUUGUGAGCUGCUUGUUUGUAAAUAGGAUAGUUUUUUUUUUAAUUCUUAUGUAAAUUAACAUUUUUUAGAUUUUGACAUCCGUGUUACACCCACUGUCGAUUUCGAAGUAAGUACAGUAGCGUGCUAUUCUGUGUUUGGUUUAUAUUGUAUAUUUGUUGUUUAAAGCGGCUUAUCUUGUUGAUUUCGGAGAGAUUUGAACGCGCGAUAAUCGCUUUUGUACGAAUUUUUAUGUCAUCAAAAAGAAAGUAAAAUUGGAUUUUAUUGUUUCAGGCAAUGUGACAAUACUUUUUAUGGGAAUUGUGGCUAAUUUGUUAACUAAACCAAGUAUUAAACUUGUAGUUAUGCAGUAAAAUAAUUAAAAAUGUUCAUUUCUAACGCAAGGUCAAUCAUAAAUCUGAUGCACAACCAGACAGUCCUCAUUUCUAAUGAAAACCGCUUUAGGCCUUCGAAAAACAAAUUCAAGAAUGGUGCACUAAAGCCGGUCCGGGUGUGAAGUGCGAAUUCCUGCAGAAGUGUAUGGUGAAACAGUUGACUCCAACCACAAAAGAUGACCCAUGGUGGAAUGCGUUCAGUAGUGUUAUGGAUGAGCUGAAUUGCAAAAUUUCUAAAGAAAUCUUCGUUGGUGCUACUGAUUCGCGGUAUUUGAGAGAGGUGAGAAAUGGAACAACAUAGCUGUAUAGAGCGGUGUACCUUUAGGAGGGGGGGGAGGUAAUUUUAGGUCUAGCAGCACAUAAUUUCAGGCUUGUUACGCGAAGUUUAGGCUUAGCAGCACGUAACUUUAGGCUUAUUACGCAAAUUUAGGCUUAAAAGCACACAAUUUUAGGCUUAUUACGCAAACUUAGGCUUAACAGCACACAUUUUUAGGCUUACUACGCAAAGUUAAAUUUAGCAGCACAUAAUUUUAGGCUUAUUACGCAAAAUUCAGGCUUAGCAGCACAUUAUUUUAGGUUUAUUACGCAAAUUUAGGCUUAGCAGCGCAUAAGUUCAGACUUGUUACGCAAAGUUUAGGCUUAGCAGCAAAUAAUUUCAGGCUUAUUACGCAAAUUUUAGGCUUAGCAGCACGCAAUUUUAGGCUUAAAACUUUAGGCUUAACAGCACAUAUAUUUAGGCUUAGCAUUACCUAAUUUUAGGCUUAGCUGCACACAUUCAGGCUUAUUACGCAAAGUUUAGACUUUUAAUAUAUUACUGUAAUUUUAGCAAGGCUACAAAAGCAUUGGCUUUAGUCCAAUGAUCAAUACUCCUCAACUCCUACACGAUCAUAAUGAGUACCUGAAUGACAAAGUGUUCUUAAGGGGGGGGUUCAGAUCUACGAAAAACUUUUUGGAGCGCCUCGCCAAUGUUUAA
Messenger RNA from Bursaphelenchus okinawaensis, 2567 nucleotides. The record is from the annotation of a GenBank genome assembly. NCBI's taxonomy places the organism in Eukaryota, Metazoa, Nematoda, Chromadorea, Rhabditida, Aphelenchoididae.